AUGCCAGUGGACAAUCACCGGCAGCGACCGCUUCUCCCACGAACUGCCCAACCCCCACCCCUCGAGCCGAAUGCCACGAACCGCGAUGAUGGCAACUCAAAUGGACGCAAGAGACGUCGGUCUUAUGCCCCCAAAGCUUGCGACUUUUGCCGGGAUAAGAAGACGGCCUGCGACGGCCAUCUAGAGCGCUCGCAAUGCCUGCGUCGUGGGCUCAAGUGCGAGUACAGAGUGGUCACCGACACCAUUCUGAAGGCCAUUCCUGUCGGCUUCCAGCUCGUUGACAAGCAGCAGUCUCUGAGCAAUGCCGACGCCGCCGACUUGCUCGAAAUCCUGAAGAGGGUCCCCGAAGAUGAGGCUCUGGAGGGACUGCGGCUCCUGAGAACCGGCAACGAUCCAGCCCUCAUAUCCUCUGCUUUGCGGGGUUACGAUGCCGGCCUGUCGUUAGCUGCGCUUAACAGGGCAAGCUUACCACCCAUCCAGUCCUCCUUGGAGUUUGAGUUGAUGAUGAGGCACCCCGUUGCCUAUCCUACUUGGCAGCCGUUCCAGCCAUCCAAACUCGAUUUGGACUUCCUGUUGCUUCCGAGGGAGGUUGUCUGGAACGAGAGUCAAAGUGGCCCGACUGAGUACGUUGGCUCUCUGUUAAGAUCCCUGCUGACUUCCAACCCUGGUUUCAGAACCGCAGAUUCGUUCUCGCCGUACGCUCAUCGCCCCCGAGGGGAUAGCUCGAACUCGACGGGCCGAGUCGGGCCACGAAAUCCAUCGACAGUAUACGAUAAUCGGUUACUGAGUGUCGACAUAUCACAGUGGACGGAUGUGCCCAUCACCAACGAACUCUCCCUUGCGGUCCUGCAGCUCUAUCUCGAGACCGACCAUCCGAUGAUGCCGCUGAUUGACGUCGAUCUACUCCUGGACGGGCUGCUCGGUAAGAACGAAUUCUGCUCUCGGAUUCUCGUCAGCGGGCUAUUUGCCUGGGCUUGUCAGGGAUACGCAGCCUUCGAGCCCGAGGCCACUGUCGUGGGCUACUCAUUCUACGAAGAAGCAAAGGGACUGUGGAGGAGGAGCAAGGAGGCCCGAGUCGAAGACAACAUCUGUACUGUGGCAGCGAUGCAUUACUUGUUGAUGACUUCAGUCUCCCUUGGGGCGGGGGCGCAAUAUGUCGAGUUCCUCGACGACCUCUUGGACAUGUCCAAAAGGCUCGAACUCUUUAACGUUGGCCCCUCUCACGACUCACGGCUCGAUCUCGAGAAUAGCGCAAACUACCGAAAGGCCAAGUCCCAGAUUGCUUGGGUUCUAUUCGCUUGUCUCACCUUCUUCUCGACACAGCUCCAUCAGCGCCUGAUCGAGCACCCACCCCGCGGACCUUUGCCAGGCGACAGCAUACAUGCUGCGAGAGAUGCCGACACCAUACCCAAAGAAGACAAACGACGAGUCUACAAUGAAGUCUUGCUCACGGAGCACUGUCGUCUCUCCCAAAUAGUUCACGACGUGGUCAAAAUAAUGUACGGGCCGAAACAGACCCCUUGCGCCAAAGCUGUCUCUCUAGCCUUCGCCGAGGAGACGUACGGACGGCUUCUGAUGUGGGCAGAUAGCCUACCCCUAGAGCUGGCCCAGGGGGACCAUUGCACACAUCACGCUGUGAUUGCUAUCUCCAGCAUCUACCACCACUUGGCUAUCAUCGACCUCUUCCGGUCCCUUCUUCAGCACAAUGGCACUCCUUGGCAGCGACUCUCUACCUUCGAGUCUGAAGACUCCACCCCGGAUGCUGUUUACGCGGCAUCCGUGAAACAGUUGCAGAGAACCGUCCUCUUCUACCGGUACAACCACCCAGAGUCGGCAUACUCCUUCUUCUGGCACUCAGCGCUGCUGUACCUUGCCAACGCAAUGCUCACCGAGGCAAAGGUUCCUGGGCAUGCGCCCGACUGGCAGUUCUACCUCCGCCUCUGCAUUGCAUGCUACCAGACACUGUACACCGGCUUCCGCCUGGCCAAGGGAAUCACGCUGAGCCUGCUGUCUAUGGCCCUCGAGAAGGACGCGAUGGACAUCCCGCAGACGAGAACGAUCAGGAGGGAUCUCGAGCUGCUGGGAAAGCACCACCUGAUCCCCGACCAGGUUCCUGUCUACUGGGUCGUGGAUCUGGACCUGGCCUUGACGGAUCCUUUCGCGGCGCAUGCGGAGAACCUGGUACAGAGGUUUCAGAAGCUCCACCUCCGUGAGACGAGCGAAACGAAUGAGUCUUAA
Messenger RNA from Colletotrichum higginsianum IMI 349063, 2238 nucleotides. Its product is annotated as C6 zinc finger domain containing protein. Gene Ontology annotation, molecular function: DNA-binding transcription factor activity, RNA polymerase II-specific; zinc ion binding. Gene Ontology annotation, biological process: regulation of DNA-templated transcription. The record is from RefSeq and is a predicted model, not a curated record. Bases 1 to 2238 code for a protein of 745 amino acids. NCBI's taxonomy places the organism in Eukaryota, Fungi, Ascomycota, Sordariomycetes, Glomerellales, Glomerellaceae. The transcript has 6 exons.